Molecule: messenger RNA, 3572 nt
Organism: Gadus macrocephalus (Pacific cod)
Lineage: Eukaryota; Metazoa; Chordata; Actinopteri; Gadiformes; Gadidae
Product: nardilysin-like
Biological process (GO): proteolysis
Molecular function (GO): metal ion binding; metalloendopeptidase activity
Source: RefSeq, a predicted model, not a curated record
ACACCUCCUUUGGGUGGAGCUUCGCCCUGGCCUGACCAAUCAGAAUCCGUUUUGAUGGAACGCUUUAACCACUCAGCGAAUCACAGCAGUCUUUCUUGACACACCGUGCUGUGGUCCGUGGUUUCAGAAGCGAAGCAGUGUCUAUCUCUCGUCUCUGGUGGGAAUGCCGCAGACAAACAAAUCCAGGAACGCCCCGGCGCACAGUAAGUCGGCGGAUAGUGCAACCAUGGUCCGGGAGGAGAGCCAUGGAGGAACAGCAGCAGGAGGAGGAGGAGAUACCGGCGACAAGGAUAUCAUCAAGUCACCAAGUGAUCCCAAACAGUACAGGUACAUCGUGCUUGACAACGGCCUGAGAGCUCUGCUCAUCUCAGAUACAAGGACGAGUUCAGCUGACAACACCUCUGACGGAGAGGACGAGGAGGAGGAGGAAGACGACGAGGAGGAGGAGGAGGAAGGCGACGAGGAGGAGGAAGAGGGCAGUGACUCCGGAGAAGAAACAGGGGAAGAAGAAGACGAGGAUGACAAAAAGGAGAGCGAGGACGAGGGAGAGAAGGAGGGGAAGAGGAGACGAGGGAAGCCGUCUGAGAAACAGUCGGCUGCAGCGCUGUGCGUCGGAGUGGGCAGCUUCAGCGACCCCGACCACCUCCCGGGCCUCGCACACUUCCUGGAACACAUGGUGUUUAUGGGCAGUGAGAAGUAUCCCACGGAGAACGGCUUUGACGCCUUCCUCAACAAACAUGGCGGCAGCGACAACGCGUCCACUGACUGCGAGCGGACGGUGUUCCAGUUCGACGUUCCCAGGAAGCGCUUCCGGGAGGCUCUGGACAGGUGGGCCCAGUUCUUCAUCUGCCCGCUGAUGAUCAGAGACGCCGUGGACCGCGAGGUGGAGGCUGUCGACAGUGAGUACCAGCUGGCCAAGCCGUCCGACUCCCACAGGAAGGAGAUGCUGUUCGGCAGUCUGGCAAAACCCGGACACCCCAUGGGCAAGUUUGGUUGGGGAAACGCUCAGUCCCUGAAGGAGGAGCCCAAGGAGAAGAAGAUCAACGUGUACAAAGAGCUGCGGGCCUUCUGGAAGAGAUACUACUCUGCCCACUACAUGACCCUGGCCGUGCAGUCCAUAGAGAAGCUGGACACCUUGGAAGAGUGGGUGAGGGAGAUCUUCAGCAAGGUGCCCAACAACGUCCAGCCCAGGCCGGAUUUCUCUCGCAUGCAGGAUCCCUUCGAUACGCCAGCCUUCAACAAGCUCUACAGAGUUGUUCCCGUGAGGAAAGUCCAUGCUUUGACCAUCACGUGGGCCCUCCCGCCUCAGGAGAAGCACUACAGGGUGAAACCUCUCCACUACAUCUCCUGGCUCAUUGGCCACGAGGGAGCGGGCAGCAUCCUAUCCCUGCUCCGGAAAAAGUGCUGGGCCCUGGAUCUCUUCGGUGGGAACAGCGAGACGGGCUUCGACCAGAACGCCACCUACUCCAUCUUCUCCAUCUCCAUCACCCUCACGGACGAGGGCUUCCAGAACUUCUACCAGGUGGUCCACCUGGUCUUCCAGUACCUCAGCAUGCUGCAGACCCUGGGACCUGAACAAAGAAUAUAUGAAGAGAUCCAGAAGAUUGAAGCCAACGAGUUCCAUUAUCAGGAGCAGACUGACCCCAUAGAGUUUGUGGAGGACAUGUGUGAGAACAUGCAGCUCUUUCCUAAAGAAGACCUCCUGACCGGAGACCAGCUGAUGUUUGAGUUCAGACCAGAGGUGAUCAGCGAGGCACUCUCCCUUCUCACCCCAGACCGGGCCAACCUCAUGCUGCUGUCCCCGGAACACGAGGGUCAAUGUCCCCUGAGGGAGAAGUGGUUCAACACCAACUACAGCCAGGAGGACGUCAGUCAGGAGUGGCGGGACCGCUGGGCCGGACCACUGGAGCCCAACCCGGAGCUGCACCUCCCCGUCCCCAACCACUUCAUCGCCACCGACUUCACCCUGCACCCGGCCGACUGUCCCGAGAGCGACGUCCCCGUUAAGAUGGCCGACAGCGACACUGGCUGCCUCUGGUACAAGAAGGACACCAAGUUCAACAUCCCUAAAGCCUACGUCCGGUUCCACCUCAUCUCGCCUGUCAUCCAGCAGUCGGCUGAGAAUGUGGUCCUGUUUGACCUGCUGGUGAACAUCCUGACCCACCGGCUGGCGGAGCCGGCCUACGAGGCGGACGUGGCCCAGCUGGAGUACAAGCUGACGGCCGGGGAGCACGGCCUGGUGAUGAGGGUCAAGGGCUUCAACCACAAGCUCUCUCUGCUGUUCCACCUGCUGGUGGACCACCUGGCGGACUUCCGCGCGGAUCCAGACGUGUUCAGCAUGUUCAUGGAGCAGCUGAAGAAGAGCUACUUCAACACGCUCAUCAAGCCCACCAAGCUGGGAAAAGACGUGCGUCUGCUGGUGCUGGAGCACUCCCGCUGGUCCAUGAUGGAGAAGUACGCGGCUCUGAGCGCGGGGCUGACCCCGGACAAGCUGAUGGCGUUCAGCCGGAGCUUCAGGGCCCACCUCUACGCCGAGGGGCUCGUCCAGGGCAACUACAGCAGCGCGGAGGCCCUCCAGUUCCUGCACUACGUCACCGAGAAGCUGCAGUUCCGGGUGCCAGCGGAGGUGCCGGUGCUCUUCAGGGUGGUGCAGCUUCCCGGGCGGCACCACCUCUGUAAGGUCAAUUCUCUGAACAAGGGCGACGCCAACUCGGAGGUCACCGUCUACUACCAGGUGCCCACAAAGAACCUGAGAGAACACACGCUUAUGGAGCUUCUAGUGAUGCACAUGGAGGAGCCAUGCUUUGACUUCCUACGCACCAAGGAGACUCUGGGGUACCACGUCUACCCGACCUGCAGGAACACCUCUGGAGUCCUGGGCUUCUCGGUUACCGUGGAAACGCAGGCCACCAAGUUCUGCACGGAGACGGUGGAGCUGAAGAUUGAAGAGUUCCUCGCCUCGUUCGAGAAGAAGCUGAACGCCCUCAGCGAGAACGCCUUCAGCACCCAGGUGACGGCCCUGGUCCGGCUGAAGGAGUACGAGGACACCCACCUGGGGGAGGAGGUGGACAGGAACUGGUCAGAGGUGGUCACACAGCAGUACAUCUUCGACAGGCUGGGCCGAGAGAUCUCCGCUCUGAAGCAGAUGUCCCGGGAGCAUCUGAUCUCCUGGUUUAAAGAGCACCGCCGACAGGACACCAAGCUCAGCGUGCACGUGGUGGGCUUUGGAGCGGAGGAGAAGGAUCAGCAGACAGAGCUCCAGGGAGGUGAGGAGGAGGAAGAGAGCAGCUCCUCGUAUGGAGAGGUGUCCAAACUCACCUUCCUCCCCCCCUCGCCCAAGAUGGCCGCCGCGUCGGCCAUCAUGGAUAUCCCUGAUUUCACCAAAACCUUGCCCCUCUUUCCCUACCACAAGAUAGUACAAUGAACUGUGACCUGCCCAUAGAGCUGAUGACUCCUCCCACAUACAUGAUGACCCCUCCCACUUACAUGAUGGCCCCUCCCAUAGAACUAGUGACUCCUCCCAUAUAUGACAGCACCCCUUCAAGUAAGAAAAAGGGUUAGAGUCGAAAGGC